This is a messenger RNA of Lathyrus sativus (Indian pea), 1074 nucleotides long. The record is from the annotation of a GenBank genome assembly. NCBI's taxonomy places the organism in Eukaryota, Viridiplantae, Streptophyta, Magnoliopsida, Fabales, Fabaceae.
AUGAAGCAGGCGAUGUGGUUGGGAUCCGGAUCCGGAUGCUAUAUCCAACACCACCACUAUCACCAUCUCAGAAAUCCGUGCAAUCUGCCGCCUACACCAACCUCACCCGCCGCCGUAGCCAUGUCAGCGUCUCCUCAAAGCAAACAUUCUAAUAUUUCCGCAAAUACCCCUAUAAUCGCCGAGAGUUACCCUGUACCAUUAUCCCCUCCACUUCCCGCAAUCUCAAAAGAACUCGAACUGAACAGAGCCACAAUAGCUUCUUCAAACUCAGACCUCUUCUCCCUCUCAAAAACCCACACCAUCUACGAAGACGAAUGGCUCCUUGCCGUCAACAAACCCCAAGGAAUUUACUGCGACAACGUUCUCUCCUCCCUUCAAUCACAAAAAACCGCACCGCCGGAGCUUCAUCUCGCUAACCGACUCGACCGCGACACAAGCGGCAUUAUGCUUAUAACAAAAUCACACAAGGUAGCUUCAAACCUCGUUAAAGCCUUCACCGAUCACAAAGUUAAAAAAACCUACAUCGCUCUCUGCACCGGCGUUAUACCUAAUUGGGAAACGAUAACGGUCAGAUCCGGUCACGGUAGGUCUAAAUUCGGCGCGUGGAGAGUUUACGCUUUUUCCGACGUCGGUUGCAGGUUACCGGGUGGAUCGGGUGUACGCGAAAUGGAAACUUCUUUCGAGGUUUUAUCCGUUAACGGAAAAGGAAGUUUCAGGGAGGUUUGUGAAACUGGGUUUGAAGGGAGUCGUGUGGUUGUUAUUGAAGAAAAGGCGGUGAAAAUGGACGGUGGUGAUGAGAUAGUGGUGAGAGCUUAUCCUCAAAGUGGAAGAACGCAUCAGAUUCGGUUGCAUUGUCAAUAUUUAGGGAUUUCGAUAAUUGGGGAUGUGAAAUAUGAAGGUGUUUAUGAAUGGAAAGGUAGGGUUCAUGAUGGUCAUCACCUUCAUGCUGAAACGUUGUCGUUUGAUCACCCUGUCACUGGUGUUCAUAUUAUGCUACGUGCACCACUUCCUCAAUGGGUGAACCAGGCGUUGUCAAAUAGUACUAACAUUGACACUGUACACGUGAAAAGCUAG